AUGAAUGAAAUUCGUCAAUUAUGUACAACAUCUUCAUCACCUGAUAAACAUCUUGAUGAGAUUCUUGGACUUUUUCAUGCAUGUCCACCUCAACAUCUUCUUUCAUCAUUAUCACUUAUUGGCCAAUCUAUAUCAUGUAUGUCAAUUGAACAGUUAGAUAUAAAUAUAAUAAAUCAUCAAAUAUUUCUUAUUAUACGACAAUGGUCAGAACGUUUACUUCAAUUAUGGUUAAUUAAUGGUACUUUAAAUGGUAAUGAAUAUCGAGCUAUGUUUUAUAUUCAUCAAUUAUUUAAACUUUUAUCAGAAUGGUUAAUUGAACAAGAUAAUUUAAUAUUAAAUAAUAAAAAUAAAGAAUUAAUUAAAUCUACUAUGAAUAAUUUAUUUCUUGAAGAAAAUUUUCUUGAUACAUUAUGUCGUGUUAUUAAUCAGUUAAUUAAAAAUGAAAAUGAUGAACAACAUAGCUUAGUAACAAAUCAUUCAUCUGAUGAUGAAGAUCAUCUAUCACCUGAUGAUAUUCAACUUCAAACUGAAACGUCAGAUAUUCAAGCUGAACAAGCCGAUGUAAUUGAUGUUUUAUUUCGUUGUGUAAACUGUUUACUUAAUCUAUAUAGUUAUCCAAUUUUAUUAAAUAAUUCAAUUGUUCAUAAAAUUUUAACACCAUGCAUAAUAAAUUGUCUUAAUAGUCCAUUAUUUAUACAACUUUCAACGGAAUUUUUACGUCAAAAUAUAACAAGUGAUAAAAUAAAUAUUCGAUCAAUAUUUCUUUUAUUUACAUGUAUUGAUUAUUGUACAAAAUCAACAAAAAUAACAUCAACAUUACAAUUAUUACCAUCAAUAAAUAAAAUUCUUCAUAUUUGGUGUGAAAUACCACAAAAUUCUGAUGAUGAUAUAUCAUUAUUAAUUGUUCGUCUUAUUACUUUUAUUAAUCAAUUAGUAUUAGUAAAUAAAGAAGCAAUUAUACGAGAAAAUCUUUGUGCAUCAUUAUUACCACAUUUUGAAAUAUUAUGUCAAACACCAAAUUUAAUUGAUGAUAUUGCUUCAUUACUUAUUACAAUAUGUUCAACAAAAAAUGGUAAACGACAUUUACGUCAUUUAGGUUUUGUACAACAUAUUUUAUAUGAAACAAAACGUUGUGUUCAACUUUGGCAUCCAUUAGCACUUUUAAUAACACAACAUGAUUUAUAUCAAACAUCACUUUUCAAACGACUUAUUCAUUUAUUAAUACAACGAACUAUAAAUAUAUUUCAAUCAUUAGCUACAACAUCAAAUGAUACAUCAUUUGAUUCAACAUCUCCAUCAUCAAAAAACCAAAUUGCUAUGACAGCUAUUGAAUGGUUUGUUUUAUUACGUACAAGUUUUCUAUCAUUUACAAUGAUUGUUGAUGAAUUAAUUAAUUCAACAAAAAAAGUAAAUCUUAUAAAUAUGUUAAUUGAUACAAUUUUAUUUGCACAACAAGAUGAUGAUAUUUUACCAAAAUUAAUUGAUAUUAUGAUUGAACUUCUAUGGACUUUUUCAUUUAGUACAUCAACUAAUAUUCAUGAUAAUUUACAAAAACAUAUUGAUUUAUGUCGAUGGUUAAAAACAAAUAUUACAGAUUCAAUUCCAAGUAUACGUAUUGCAUCACAAGCAAUUCUUUUUACUUUAGAUUCAAACAAUAAAAAUACAAUUCGUACAACACUCAGUCGUGGUUUUUCCAUACCUAAAAAUAUUCUUAUUUGUAUGUUUAAUGCUGAUGAAUCUCAUCAUGAAUUAUGUAUAACACUUCGUGAUCGUCUUGAAAUUGAACAACAAUAUUCUGUUGAACUUAUUAUAACUCCAACAUGUUAA
This is a messenger RNA of Rotaria sp. Silwood2, 1827 nucleotides long. NCBI's taxonomy places the organism in Eukaryota, Metazoa, Rotifera, Eurotatoria, Philodinida, Philodinidae. The record is from the annotation of a GenBank genome assembly.